This is a messenger RNA of Aspergillus mulundensis, 969 nucleotides long. Its product is annotated as chitin deacetylase CDA4. Gene Ontology annotation, molecular function: hydrolase activity, acting on carbon-nitrogen (but not peptide) bonds. Lineage: Eukaryota; Fungi; Ascomycota; Eurotiomycetes; Eurotiales; Aspergillaceae. The record is from RefSeq and is a predicted model, not a curated record. The transcript has a single exon. Bases 1 to 969 code for a protein of 322 amino acids. Gene Ontology annotation, biological process: carbohydrate metabolic process. Gene Ontology annotation, cellular component: membrane.
AUGUUCUGCUACCGCUCCUACCGUCAUUCCCGCCGAAAACGCCAACGCCUCCUAACACUCGCUCUCCCCAUCCUCGCCUUCCUCACUUUAACCCUCCCAUUCUACAUCAUCUACAAGCCUCCGCAAGUACUGGUCUCCUACUUCGCACGCAAAUACCCCGAUAUCCUCUGGCAUGUGCCCACUCUAAAACCCGGCGCGCAGCCGAUCGUCGCCCUCACAAUCGACGACGCACCCUCGGAAUUCACGCCGGAGAUCCUCCGCUUGCUCCGCGAGAAUGACGCAAAGGCGACAUUCUUCCUGAUCGGUGACCAUAUCCCCGGACGGGAAGGGCUUAUGAGGGAUGCGGUGAACGAGGGACAUGAGCUUGCGAACCAUGCGAUGCACGAUGAGCCGAGCAAGAACUUGAGUGACCAGGAAUUGGCGGCGCAAAUCCAGGCUGUGCAGAGUCGGAUUCAGAGGAUUUAUGCGAUGGCUGGGAAGCAGGCGGAGGCGCAUGAUGAGGUCAAAUUGGACGAUUUCGAACAGGAUUCGCUCUUUGCCGGGGCUGGCACCGGUGGCGGGUCAUCGUCUGGCUCGUCGAAACAGUCUCGCGGCGUUGAGAAUGCGGAAGGGCAGGGCCUGAGUGAAGUUGGGGAGAGCAUACCUGCGGGUGCGGGUGGGCCAGGACGGUAUUUCCGACCAGGCUCUGGAUUCUUUACGGAUCGGAUGAGAGCGCUUGUACAGCGGCAAGGGUUCAGACUUGUGCUUGGGAGUGUGUACCCGCAUGAUCCGCAAAUUAGUAUGCCGUGGGUGAAUGCUGCGCAUGUCUUGAGUAUGGUCAGGCCGGGAAGUAUCAUUAUCGUGCAUGAUCGGAGGCCCUGGACGGCGCCGAUGCUGGCUCAAGUUUUACCCGAGCUGAAGAGAAGGGGGUAUAGAGUCGGGACGGUGUCGGAUUUGCUCAAGGAGGGGGCUUCUAUGACUGCACAAUAG